CACUUUUUGGUUUUUUCCUUUCCCUCAUAUAAAACCCAAGAAUUUAGGCCAAAUUCAGCUGAAAACUGCUCAUCAUUCAUCACUCUCAAACUCCCAAAGGAGAGAGAAAAUCUCACUUCUACCACUUUAACAUUCUUCUCUUCGAGUGGUUCUUUAAAUUUUCUCUUCUUUUUUCAUCAUCCUCUUCUUUACUUUCUCUCUCUUCCACAAACCUUUUCUCUCUUGUUUUGAGGUUUCAUUCAUUGAUCAUUAUUCAUUAAUGGCGCUACAAUCGGCGCCCAAACUUCUCUACUAUUCGCCUUCGGCUUUCUCUGCUAAUGAACGCCUUGUUUUUGCUGAUUUCGUCCGGAUUUCUAAAAAGCGUUCUCGUCGUCGAAGAAUCUCUGGUGGUUCCAGAAACUUUUCGGCUUUUUCUGCCAUUUCUUCGAGUGUUAAAGCUGUGAUUGAUUUUGAUCGUGUUAGUUGUAAUGAUUCUGCUAUUCCUAGAGAAUCCACUUCUUCUCGGAACUUUGACCAGCAGGUUGUAAAUUUGGAGGAUAUACUCGCUGAGAAAGGAGCUUGUGGUGUUGGAUUUAUUGCCAAUCUAGAUAAUAAGGGCUCACACCAGAUAGUUAGUGAUGCUCUUACUGCGCUUGGCUGCAUGGAGCACCGAGGGGGAUGUGGGUCAGAUAAUGAUUCAGGUGAUGGUUCAGGAGUAAUGACUGCGAUUCCCUGGGAUCUCUUUGAUGAUUGGGCCAAAGACCAAGGUUUUGAACCCUUUGAUCGGUCGCACACCGGUGUUGGAAUGGUUUUUCUUCCUAAAGAUGAUCUCCUUGCAGAAGAAGCCAAAAGAGUUGUUCUAGAUACUUUUGCUCAAGAAGGUCUUGAGGUGAUUGGUUGGAGGUCUGUCCCCAUAAAUGUUCUUGUUGUUGGUCGGAAUGCUAAAGAAACCAUGCCUAAGAUACAACAAGUCUUUGUUAGAGUUAUAAAAGAAGAAAGUGUUGAUGAUAUCGAAAGAGAGUUCUACAUUUGCCGAAAAUUGAUAGAAAGAGCUGCAAGUUCUGAACCCUGGGCAACCGACCUUUACUUUUGCUCCUUAUCUAAUCAGACUAUUAUUUACAAGGGAAUGCUGCGCUCAGAGGUUCUUGGAAUGUUUUACUAUGAUCUUCAGAAUGAACGUUACUCUUCACCAUUUGCCAUUUACCAUCGGAGGUACAGCACAAACACUAGUCCUAGGUGGCCACUUGCCCAACCAAUGAGGUUUCUUGGUCAUAAUGGGGAGAUCAAUACCAUACAGGGCAACUUGAACUGGAUGCGAUCUCGAGAGACAUCAUUACAGUCACCUGUUUGGCGUGGCCGUGAAAAUGAAAUUCGUCCUUAUGGAAAUCCCAUGGCAUCUGAUUCUGCUAAUCUUGAUAGUGCAGCAGAGUUGCUGAUAAGAAGUGGCCGUGCUCCAGAGGAAGCAUUAAUGAUUCUUGUCCCAGAGGCAUAUAAGAAUCAUCCAACCUUGUCGAUAAAAUACCCCAUGGUUGCGGACUUCUAUGAUUAUUACAAGGGGCAGAUGGAAGCUUGGGAUGGGCCUGCCUUGCUGUUAUUCAGUGAUGGAAAAACUGUUGGUGCUUGUCUCGAUCGAAAUGGCCUUCGUCCAGCUAGAUACUGGCGCACAGUGGACAAUGUCGUUUAUGUCGCAUCUGAGGUGGGAGUUCUACCAAUGGAUGAAUCAAAAGUUACAAUGAAAGGCCGUUUGGGUCCAGGGAUGAUGAUAUCAGUUGAUCUGCUUAGUAGUCAGGUUUACGAGAAUACUGAGGUCAAGAAACGGGUAGCAUCAUCAAAUCCUUAUGGAAAGUGGAUAAAGGAACAUAUGCGUUCAUUGCAGGCUGCAAAAUUCCGUUCAGGAGCAGAUUUGGAAAACGAUGCGAUCCUAAGAUACCAACAGGCAUUUGGUUAUUCGAGUGAGGAUGUCCAAAUGGUUAUCGAAAGUAUGGCUUCCCAAGGAAAAGAACCUACAUUUUGCAUGGGUGAUGAUAUUCCUCUGGCUGUCAUGUCUCAGAAGCCACACAUGCUUUAUGAUUACUUCAAGCAGCGAUUUGCCCAGGUUACAAAUCCAGCUAUUGAUCCACUAAGGGAAGGAUUAGUAAUGUCUCUUGAGGUUAAUAUUGGUAAACGUGGGAAUAUAUUGGAGGUUGGACCUGAAAAUGCAUCACAGGUUAAUUUGGCCAGUCCUGUACUAAAUGAAGGGGAGCUUGAAGCUUUGAAAAGCGAUCCCUUGCUGAAGGCCCAAGUACUGCCAACCUUUUUUGACAUAAGGAAAGGAGUUGAAGGCUCUUUAGAGAAAAGACUUGAUCGAUUAUGUGAGGCUGCUGAUGAAGCUGUUAGAAAUGGUUCCCAGCUACUUAUUCUGUCUGACCAUUCUGAUGAGUUGGAAGCAACUCGACCUGCCAUUCCAAUACUCCUUGCAGUUGGUGCUGUUCACCAACAUUUAAUUCAAAAUGGUCUGAGGAUGUAUACUUCAAUUGUGGCUGAAACCGCUCAGUGUUUUAGUACCCAUCAGUUUGCUUGUUUGAUUGGAUAUGGUGCAAGUGCCAUUUGUCCGUACUUAGCAUUGGAGACAUGUAGGCAAUGGCGGUUAAGCAACAAAACCGUAAAUUUGAUGCGAUCAGGGAAAAUGCCCACAGUUACAAUCGAGCAAGCACAAAAGAAUUUUUGCAAGGCUGUUAAAUCUGGUUUGCUGAAGAUUCUUUCAAAAAUGGGUAUCUCACUGCUCUCUAGUUACUGUGGAGCUCAAAUAUUUGAGAUAUAUGGAUUGGGAAAAGAUGUUGUUGAUAUAGCUUUCAGAGGGAGCGUCUCUAACAUUGGUGGAUUGACUCUUGAUGAGCUUGCACGAGAGACAUUGUCCUUUUGGGUAAAGGCGUUCUCAGAGGAUACAGCCAAAAGACUGGAGAAUUUCGGAUUUAUACAAUUCAGGCCUGGAGGGGAAUAUCAUGUAAACAACCCCGAGAUGUCAAAGUUGAUGCACAAAGCUAUCCGCAACAAAAGUGAAAGCGCUUAUGCAGUUUAUCAGCAGCACUUGGCUAACAGGCCUGUCAGCGUGCUUCGCGAUCUUCUGGAGUUCACAAGUGACCGUGCUCCAAUUCCGGUUGGUAAAGUCGAACCUGCUACAUGUAUUGUCAAACGUUUUUGUACUGGCGGGAUGUCUCUUGGAGCUAUCUCUAGGGAAACUCAUGAAGCAAUUGCCAUUGCAAUGAAUAGGUUGGGUGGGAAAUCUAAUUCAGGAGAAGGUGGUGAGGAUCCAAUCAGAUGGCGUCCACUCUCAGAUGUGGUUGAUGGGUAUUCUCCUACACUUCCUCAUCUGAAAGGUCUUCAAAAUGGGGAUACGGCAACCAGUGCCAUCAAGCAGGUUGCUUCUGGACGUUUUGGUGUCACUCCUACAUUCUUGGUUAAUGCCGAUCAAUUGGAAAUUAAAAUUGCACAGGGUGCUAAGCCUGGUGAAGGGGGGCAAUUACCCGGAAAGAAAGUUAGUGCGUAUAUUGCUCUACUGAGGAAUUCCAAACCUGGUGUUCCCCUAAUAUCUCCACCACCACAUCAUGACAUUUAUUCCAUUGAAGAUCUUGCACAGUUAAUCUAUGAUCUUCAUCAGAUAAACCCGAAAGCCAAGGUGUCAGUAAAACUUGUAGCAGAAGCUGGUAUUGGCACAGUAGCUUCAGGUGUUGCAAAGGGUAAUGCUGACAUUAUCCAGGUAUCAGGACAUGAUGGUGGAACUGGAGCCAGCCCGAUAAGCUCUAUUAAGCAUGCUGGUGGUCCUUGGGAACUUGGACUCACGGAAACCCACCAGACCCUUAUUGCAAAUGGACUGAGAGAAAGGGUCAUUCUCAGAGUUGAUGGAGGAUUAAAAAGUGGGGUUGAUGUUAUGAUGGCUACAGCAAUGGGUGCUGAUGAGUAUGGUUUUGGUUCUUUGGCAAUGAUAGCUACUGGUUGUGUUAUGGCUCGCAUAUGUCACACUAACAACUGCCCUGUUGGUGUUGCUAGCCAGAGGGAAGAACUACGUGCCCGGUUUCCUGGCGUGCCUGGUGAUCUUGUGAAUUACUUUUUAUAUGUUGCUGAAGAGGUGAGAGGUAUCUUGGCCCAGUUGGGCUUCGAAAAGUUGGAUGAUAUAAUUGGAAGAACAGAUAUUUUGAAACCAAGAGACAUCUCUUUGAUGAAAACUCAACAUCUUGAUCUCAGCUAUAUACUCUCUAGUGUUGGUUCACCAAGUUUGAGCAGCACUGCCAUCAGGAACCAGGAAGUUCAUACCAAUGGGCCUGUGCUGGAUGAUAGAAUACUUUCCGAUCCUGAGAUUAUUGAUGCUAUUGAGAAUGAAAAGACUGUCAAUAAAACAGUUCAGAUAUUCAAUGUGGACCGUGCUGUUUGUGGCCGUAUAGCUGGUGUUGUCGCAAAGAAAUAUGGAGACACUGGUUUUGCUGGGCAGCUGAAUAUAUUAUUUACAGGAAGUGCAGGCCAAUCUUUUGCCGUCUUUUUGACACCUGGAAUGAAUAUUCGCCUUGUUGGAGAAGCUAAUGACUAUGUAGGAAAGGGUAUGGCUGGAGGUGAGUUGGUAGUUACUCCUGCAGAAAAUUCUGGAUUUUGCCCUGAAGAUGCCACAAUUGUUGGGAAUACAUGUCUAUAUGGAGCAACUGGAGGCCAAAUUUUUGUUAGAGGCAAAGCUGGGGAACGUUUUGCUGUAAGAAAUUCACUUGCUGAGGCCGUUGUUGAGGGUACUGGUGAUCAUUGCUGUGAAUAUAUGACUGGUGGUUGUGUUGUCAUACUUGGACAAGUUGGUAGAAAUGUUGCUGCAGGUAUGACUGGAGGUCUGGCAUAUAUACUUGAUGAAGACGAUACUCUCAUUCCAAAGGUAAACAAGGAAAUUGUUAAAAUACAAAGAGUGACAGCUCCUGCUGGGCAGUUGCAACUGAAGAACCUGAUUGAAGCUCAUGUUGAAAAAACGGGAAGUUCCAAAGGUGCAGCUAUUUUGAAGGAAUGGGAAAAGUUUCUGCCACUCUUUUGGCAGUUGGUUCCACCUAGUGAAGAAGACACCCCAGAGGCUUCCGCAAUUUUCGAGCAGAUGACUGAGGAGGUCACUUUACAGUCUGCAUAGGCCAUAGAGAGAACUGUUGAAUGACACUUUGCAAAUAGUUUUUGGAAUCGGAAAAAUUUUUAAGUUGGUGAAAAGCUUCAGCUUCCCCUUUUAUUGAAUAUAUAGGGAUUGAUUUUGUUGCUUGUUAAAGCCAAAUACUGCACCUCAUUCGAAUUCGACUGGCACGAGAUGAAGGUCUUCGUUUCCUCCACUUGGGACCUGAUCCAUUCAUGGUUUUCUGUGAGAACCGUAUAUAAUGCAACCCUAAAUUAUGAUAUACUUGAGUUGAAUAUCCCCUUUUUUCUUGGCCUUUAAUUGAGAUUACGGGUUCAGAUGAUCGUAUUCGCAUUGUCGUUUCUGAUUUUGUAGGUGUGCAGAUCAGACUAGCAUUGUCUGUAAAUUAUGGGUCAACUUAUCCAGAUGCUGAAUAAUUUUAUGGGAUAUAGUUCUGUUUUUUAGUGCAUGAAACUCCUGAAAUAAAAGUUUCUUGUAAUAAGAACUUAGAGAUAUUGUAAGAGAACUUAAGUUGAUUUCACUGAGUAUGUAUUUAUAUGCAUAAAUGUUGUACAUGAAAAUUGCGUAUUGUUCAAGACCUUUGUAAAAAAAUCACCAAAAGUUUUGGUGUUUUUCAUUUUUAAUAAUAUAAUUGGACAUGGAAAAACACUUUGUGAUA
Amaranthus tricolor (Joseph's coat) is the source of this 5762-nucleotide messenger RNA. Its product is annotated as ferredoxin-dependent glutamate synthase, chloroplastic-like. The record is from RefSeq and is a predicted model, not a curated record. The transcript is spliced from 33 exons. The coding region runs from base 260 to 5110 and encodes 1616 amino acids. Gene Ontology annotation, biological process: ammonia assimilation cycle. Lineage: Eukaryota; Viridiplantae; Streptophyta; Magnoliopsida; Caryophyllales; Amaranthaceae. Gene Ontology annotation, molecular function: glutamate synthase (NADH) activity.